AACUUUUGUUGUUACGCCCACCAGGUUUUGGAUUUAUUGACGAUAUUUUUAUGAUGUUGUGGUAAAAAUUUGGUCCAUUUUGAUGAAGUUGUGGAAGCUGCUGGUAGACCCUAGUGACAUGUUCAAUGUUCUUAUCCUUUCGUCUCUGUUAAAUCAUACGUGUCUGUCUCCCACUUUCAUCAAUGCACAAACCUUGUGAUCUUCCACACGUGAUCACACACUAAUCAGAUCCUCCCAACCCUCCCAACACACUUCCAUGAUUCAAUCACUGUUGCCUCCUUUAAUGGCCUCUAUUAUUCAUUUCUAGCUAAGCUGUAACUUAGGCCGGAUCUUUAUUUGAUUUGAUUUAGUGCAGGUAAACUUUGAUGAUUGGGUUAUGAAUAUUAAAUAUCUAGCUGCUGAAGGGUAUUUGAAAUCCUCCUCAUAUAGUCCGAGUUUAAGGGAUCUUGAUUAGGAGAACCGUCAAGUGUUGAGGCGAACUUCGUAAUUCUUUAAUUGGGUACGAGUAACUUGUGGAUAAGUUACUCUGACAUGGUGUGAGGUUGAAAGUUUUGGCUGUGCCAUGAAAAAUUGGAAGUGUACAAUAUGGGUAACAACAGGACUAUUGUUUGGUUUAGGAGGGACCUUAGAAUUGAGGACAAUCCUGCAUUAGUUGCUGCUGCCAGGGAGGGCUCUGUACUCCCUGUUUAUAUAUGGUGCCCUAAAGAGGAAGGUCAAUUUUAUCCAGGAAGAGUGUCAAGGUGGUGGCUGAAGCAAUCUCUUGCUCACCUGGAUCGCUCACUGAAGUCUCUUGGAACCAGGCUUGUGUUCAUCAAAACCCAUAGUACUGUCACAGCUCUUUUGGACUGCAUAAAGGCCAUUCAAGCAACAAAAGUAGUGUUUAACCAUCUAUAUGAUCCAGUUUCACUUGUCCGUGACCACAACAUCAAAGAAAAACUAGUGGAACAAGGCAUCUCUGUGCAAAGCUACAAUGGGGAUCUGUUGUAUGAGCCAUGGGAAGUAUAUACUGAGAGUGGACGUGCUUUCACUACCUUUGAUGCUUUUUGGAAGAAAUGCUUGCACAAGCAAAUGGAUAUUGUUUCACUUGUUCCUCCGUGGCAAUUAACUCCAGCUGAAGGAAAAGUUGAGGGUUGUUCAGUGGAGGAACUGGACCUUGAAAACGAAUUAGAAAAGCCAAGCAAUGCGUUACUGGGACGGGCAUGGUCGCCGGGUUGGAGAAAUGCCGACAAGGCCUUAACAGAAUUUGUGGAGCAGCAUCUACUUCACUACUCCAAGAAAAGGCUGAAGGUAGGUGGAGACUCCACCUCACUCUUGUCCCCAUAUCUUCACUUUGGAGAAUUGAGCGUGAGGAAGGUUUUUCAAGUGACACGUAUGAAGCAAAUACUAUGGACAAAUGAAGGCAACAGUGUUGGUGAAGAAAGUGUAAAUCUUUUUCUCAGGGCCAUUGGACUCAGAGAGUACUCACGUUAUCUUUGUUUCAACUUUCCCUUCACUCACGAGAGAGCGCUUCUGGGGCACUUAAAGUUUUUUCCUUGGGAUCCUGAUCCUGAUAACUUUAAGACUUGGAGACAAGGGAGGACUGGCUAUCCUUUGGUGGAUGCAGGAAUGAGAGAACUUUGGGCAACAGGAUGGAUACACAACAGAAUAAGAGUAAUAGUUUCAAGUUUUGCUGUCAAAAUGUUGCUUCUACCAUGGAAAUGGGGGAUGAAGUAUUUCUGGGACACACUUUUGGAUGCAGACCUUGAAAGUGAUAUCUUGGGUUGGCAGUAUAUCUCAGGUGGUUUACCAGAUGGUCAUGAGCUUGAGCGCUUGGACAAUCCUGAGAUUCUAGGGGCCAAGUUUGAUCCAGAAGGUGACUAUGUGAGGCAAUGGCUACCUGAGUUGGCAAGAAUGCCAACUGAGUGGAUCCAUCAUCCCUGGGAUGCACCACUUACUGUGCUUAGAGCAUCAGGAGUUGAGUUGGGUCAAAAUUACCCAAAGCCAAUGAUUGAUGUAGAUUUGGCCAGAGAAAGACUCACUGAAGCUAUAUUUAAGAUGUGGGAAUCUGAGGCAGCAGCAAAAGCUGCUGGCACCGAACCAAGGGAUGAAGUUGUUGUAGACAACACUAACAGUGUUGAAAACUUGGACACUCCAAAAGUUGUCUUUCUGGAAAAGGCUCCGUGUGCUACUGUUUCUGCUAAUGAUCAGAAGGUGCCAGCACUACCGGAUUCCAAGAAAGACCACCCUCCUACUCGUAAGAGGCCAAAUUGUGUGGUAGAGGAGGGGCAAAACCAGGAUAACUCUCAAAAUCAUAACAAAGAUACUGGGAUGUCAGGCAUUGAUCAAGAAAUUUGCUCCACAGCUGAUUCUUCAUCAUGCAAGAAGCAGUGUACCAGUACAAGCUCAUAUUCAUUUUCAGUUCCACAGCAGUGUUCCUCAUCCUCAAAUCUAAAGUGGCCAUGGCAAGAACAGAUUGACAUGGAGCAGAGUUCUAGCAAAGAUGGAGCUAUGUGAAAUUAAUGUUGUUCUUGUUGAUAAAUCCAGUAGCAGCUGCAGGACUCACGGGAAGAAAAUUGUGGCAUAUCUGAGACCUGCAGUUUGUUUAGCAUAUGCUAUGAAUGAGUUGUGUAAUAGGUUAUGAAAUCCAACAAGAAGAACACGGAUUAAAACAACAGUGAACAUUGUAUAUUAUGAACUUGUGCGAUUGGCCGGUCCAAAAGCAUUCUGACAAUCUCGUAGUUACUAGCUAUAUCAACAAAUACUCUACACAAAACAUUACUUUAAUUUUAUUCGUGUUACUCAA
This is a messenger RNA of Vigna unguiculata (cowpea), 2782 nucleotides long. Its product is annotated as cryptochrome-1-like. Gene Ontology annotation, molecular function: FAD binding; DNA binding; blue light photoreceptor activity. Gene Ontology annotation, cellular component: cytoplasm; nucleus. NCBI's taxonomy places the organism in Eukaryota, Viridiplantae, Streptophyta, Magnoliopsida, Fabales, Fabaceae. Gene Ontology annotation, biological process: entrainment of circadian clock by photoperiod; circadian regulation of gene expression; blue light signaling pathway. The record is from RefSeq and is a predicted model, not a curated record.